GGUCCAAAAAGGUGGAUGGUGUUAUCCAGUGCAGGCUUCAUCCUACGAACCUCUCCUUAUAAUCACACGCUCACUUACGCUUCCUCUCUCUCUCUCUCUCUCUCUCUCUCUCAUUAUGUGAUUUCAACACCAACAAAAGCAAAAUUAGGGUUUUCUAUUCGGGAAAAUAAUCAUUAUAAUAAUAAAAAUAAAAACUAAUAAUAAUUGUUGAAAAUAACGAAAAUUACUCUGGAGAGUUUGUUGAAAACAUGGUUGUCGAUGAUAUUAUGAAGCGCAUCAUCGUCGGCUAUGGAGGUUCCUGUUCUUCUCGAUUCUCUGAUGCUUAUCCUAAAAGGGGUUUGAUGGAAGGGAGAUAUAGUGGGGAUUGAUAAGAUGAAGGUGUUGUUUAUAAGGUUGUUUUGUUGAAUUGUUUUUGGGAUGACAAUAUUGUAUCAACCAGCAAUAAAACAACAACUCAUCAACAACAAGAUGAGGUAGCAUUGGCGAUUCUUGUUUUGCUUCUUUCUCAAUGGAGAAUCAUCACCCUUCCACGUUAUUGUCCAUGGAUUCAAGUGCAUCUUCUCAUGAGGAACUGGACUUGGAGAUGAAUCGCCAAAUCAUACUUUCUCGCCCGCCAGAUAUCAAUUUGCCAUUAUCUGCCGAACGUAGUCCGCCUCCGCAGUCAUGGAAUUCUGAUCCUUGUGAUAUUUUGGAUGUUAGUCUUGGUACUCAAGGGUAUGAAACUGAGACUUUUCUCACUCUGCCCAAAGUUGGAAGGAAAUGUGCUAAACGAGUUGAUAGCAUAUGGGGUGCUUGGUUUUUCUUCAGUUUUUACUUUAAGCCUUCCUUGAAUGAUAAAUCCAAGGCCAAGAUUGUUAGGGACAGUAAUGGCAUUUCAGGUUUUGAGAAAUCUGAUCUUAAUCUUGAUGUUUUCAUGGUUCAACAUGACAUGGAAAAUAUGUACAUGUGGGUUUUCAAGGAGAGGCCUGAAAAUGCAUUGGGCAAGAUGCAGCUGAGGAGUUACAUGAAUGGGCAUUCUCGCCAAGGAGAACGCAUGUUUCCUUUUAGUGUAGACAAAGGUUUUGUUCGAUCCCAUCGGAUGCAAAGGAAGCAUUAUCGGGGACUUUCAAACCCUCAGUGUGUGCAUGGCAUUGAGGUUUUCCCUUCACCCAGUCUGAUGAAUCUUGAUGAGGAUGAUCGGAAAAGGUGGAUUGAACUUACCGGCCGAGAUUUGAAUUUCACAGUCCCACCUGAAGCAAGCGAUUUCAGUUCAUGGAGAAAUCUUCCCAACACAGACUUUGAGCUUGAGAGACCUCUUCCUCCAAUCAAGGGUACUGCAAAUGCACACCCAAAGAAGCUGCUUAAUGGAUCUGGAUUGAAUUUGUCAACUCAUCCGUCGAACAACAAUAAUGGCGAUGGGUUGGACCUGUCUCCUGUCAACGGCAAAAAGAGGAAAGACUUUUUCCCUCAGGGAAAUGGUAACGGAAAUGUAAACGAUGAAGAAUGUUAUCUGCAUGUUAAUCCUCCAUCUGAUCGGAUCCAAGACAUAGAAAUGCACCCGAGUGAGCCGCACUGGUUAAAUGAAUUCAGUGGGGUGAUAAAGAAUGUGUAUGGACCUGUUACAGCUGCAAAAACUGUCUAUGAGGAUGAACAAGGUUACUUGAUUAUUAUCAGUCUGCCCUUUGUAGACCUUGCAAGCCUAAAAGUUUCAUGGAAGAACACCCUGACUCAUGGUAUCAUCAAGGUUUCUUGUAUGAGCACAUCUCGAAAGCCUUUUAUCAAGAGACGUGAUAGGACAUUCAAGCUUACAGAUGCAUCCUCAGAGCACUGCCCCCCUGGAGAAUUUGUCCGCGAAAUUUCUCUCUCAACCAGAAUUCCUGAAGACGCCAAUCUGGAAGCAUACUAUGAUGAGCCAGGAUCAGUGCUAGAGAUCAUGGUGCCAAAACAUCGCGUUGGACCUGAAGAGCACGAAGUUCGCGUUUGCCUCCGCCCUCAUCUGGGAGGGAAUGAUCUUAUGUUGACUUGAGAUAUAGACCAUUAAAAAAAAUUGUUAGGGAUGCUGCUAGUAUGGUGCCUUUAUCAUUGUUUUUCUAACUUGUACCAUGCAGUGUUAUUUUUAAUAGAAAUGAUGUUAUCUUGCUUUGUCUGUAGCAGUUAUAGUUUAGCUCACUAAUUGCCCUGGUUCUUUUUUUGUUCCAGUGCAUCUUCAAGCUUUUGAUUGUAAGCAUAAUCAUGUAUAAGAUUAAGAAAUUAUCAUAUACAUUUGGAUUAUUUUAUUACUGAAAAUAGAAGAAGAGUUGAAUGAUUCAUUGCUCA
This is a messenger RNA of Cicer arietinum (chickpea), 2295 nucleotides long. RefSeq lists its product as uncharacterized. Lineage: Eukaryota; Viridiplantae; Streptophyta; Magnoliopsida; Fabales; Fabaceae. The record is from RefSeq and is a predicted model, not a curated record.